AUGGAUGCACAGUUCCCUUUUGCCUCACGCGACGACAUCUGGCGCGUCUUCGAAGAGAUCAAGGAGCUUCACGCCGCCCAGUUUGAACAGGCAGAGCGGAUAGCAAGACUCGAGCGGCGCAGAGACGAGGAUGCAAGGCUGAGAAGCGUGUGGGGUCCUUUAUCGCCAUUUCCCACCUCGGUUGGGGGCACAAUCCCCGCGGAGUCGGUCUUCCAUACUCCCUCCGACGCGUUCAGGGGUUUCGAUCAGGGAAAUCAUCACACGGUGGUCAAUACCAUGGGUCUGGAAACCGAGGAGGAGCCUAGGCGUGGGACCUCACGGGCCAACAGCGUUCGGUUCGACGAGAGUGCCAUCCACGGUUACUAUGGACAAGCCAGUCGAUCAACUAGCGAGCUGCCGUUGAGAACGGGAAGUGGCUUAGGCAGUCACCCUAUGACUGAGCGGUCGCUAUCGCAUCGGUCAGACGGACGACAAAGCUCUUCGGGCCACUCGCACCACUCGGCUCGAACGAAUAGUCUAGGCUUAGAGACGACCAGCAGAAUGACGGCUUCUUCCGCCGUAGGAUCGCCGCUCAUUCCCCCGCCCGGCUUUUUCCUUCUUGGACCAGUGCCGUGCAUCAUCCGGUGCUGGUUGACAACCAACUUUUCCAACGAGUCCCUAUUGUAUGCGGCCGUCUGCACUGGCUCCUAUACCUCUUUACUGGGGUAUCCGAUGGUCCGGAGAUUCGGCUGGGAAGAUCAGCUGGUUCAGGACGGCGAGGUGCAGUACAUCAAGCUCCCUAUUUACCUUCCCGAGGCUAGCGUGCACCAAUCCUCCUCGCGGUCCAGUAGCCCUGCCCCCCAGGUUCCUACUUUGACUGUUCGAUUCCUGGUUCGUGAGAUCGACCCUAGGGACUCGUCCGUGCAGAUUGUCCUUGGCAGUGAUGUGCUCCGCUCCCACAACGCCGACGUGCUGUUCUCUCAAGAUAAGAUCAUCAUGGUCGAUGACGAGCGUAAUAAGAUAUCCAUCCCUCUUGUCCGGCCCGAGGACGAUGCUGUCUUCAAGUCACUAUGCACGGCUUCGGAUGUUUCACGCGCGGGCUGGAAGGAUCGACAACCCGUCCCAGUCGAUGCCCCGGCGGACAUCAACGGUCAUGCGCCUGUGGGUGUCAUCGGGCGUCCUGCCAGUGCAUCUCGACGAGCGGCAUCUACCAGCGACUCAACGCAAGAUCUCACGGAAGACUCCGAGGAUAGUCGAAAGGCACAUCUUUCGGAGACACCGGAAACUUUCGCUGACCCGGAGCCGGUUCAAGGACAGGAAAAGCCUGCCGGGAUCGUGUCGAGUGGGCCGGCGCGUGCGGAAGCGUCCGGAGUUUGGGGCUCGUGGAAACGCGAUGCCAAAAGCGAUCCGAAUGCCUCCGCGGCGACGGGCAAGCCUCCUCGGGGCCGUACUAUGAAAGUACUGCGGCCUAGCAAGGCGGGAUCUCGAACGGUGACGAUGACCACCGGCCCGGGCAGCAGCUCGCCGGCCGAUGUUGUGCAGCCGACCUCGACUCGCACCUCGCCCGACGGGGGCGUGCGCACUGCUAAACCCUGGGCAUCCAACCCGAUCGGCGGGGCGUCGGCGUUUGGAUGGCUCAAUACGGCGUCUCAACCGUCCACUGCGCCUCGUAGCAUGACGACUGGCACUGGCUCUAAAUGA
Messenger RNA from Aspergillus aculeatus ATCC 16872, 1680 nucleotides. RefSeq lists its product as uncharacterized. NCBI's taxonomy places the organism in Eukaryota, Fungi, Ascomycota, Eurotiomycetes, Eurotiales, Aspergillaceae. The record is from RefSeq and is a predicted model, not a curated record. The coding region runs from base 1 to 1680 and encodes 559 amino acids. The transcript is spliced from 2 exons.